AAGCACUAAGUCAAUCAAAAGACGAUCAAUCGAAUCGGAAGUCGUUUAAGCUGCAACUGUAAUAAAACAGUGAAUAUAAAAUGUUCAACAAGCUGCACCUUGUGUCGCUGCUAGCAUGUGGACUGUUCGUGAUCGCGCAGGCUAACACGGUUAAGAAGUGUGAGAAGAAAAUGCCAGCCUCACUCAAGAGCCAGCUGUGCGAGAUUCGCAAGUACAAACUGCUCGACACUCCCGAUAUGGACAAGCAUAUGGAUUGCGUUAUGAAGGCGCUCGAUUUCGUUCGGCCCGAUGGAACGGGUGAUUACCACAAACUGAUCAAACCGCUGAACGCGAUCGAGAAGGACCGGAAGCAUGAUUUCAACCUGGAAAAGUGUGGCGGACAAACGCAGCACCUGCCGGUUGGAAAACGUGCCAAUGCUUACUACAAGUGUUUGGUGGAGUCCACAUCUGGCGAGGCGUUCAAGAAGGUGUUCGACACGGUGGAGCUGGUGAAGGCGAAAAAACUGCCAGCCUUGUCACAGUACACAUCGGUUGUGGAUAAGAUGAUGAAGAAAAUCGAUGACAAGAUUUGCAACUAAAGGAAGGACCUACGAUGGAUAUGUAAUGAAGACUUAAUAAAGCUAUUGUCAUAUUGAUGCAUUGUAA
This is a messenger RNA of Anopheles arabiensis, 645 nucleotides long. Its product is annotated as 37 kDa salivary gland allergen Aed a 2-like. Gene Ontology annotation, molecular function: odorant binding. The coding region runs from base 81 to 578 and encodes 165 amino acids. Lineage: Eukaryota; Metazoa; Arthropoda; Insecta; Diptera; Culicidae. The transcript is spliced from 3 exons. The record is from RefSeq and is a predicted model, not a curated record. Gene Ontology annotation, biological process: sensory perception of smell.